AUGUCCCAGCAGAACCUGAAGCUCCGAGCAACGCUCCACGAUGAGGGAAAGAGCUGGGAGCGGAUGGGCACAACCCUCCUCAAUUCUACGGUCUGGGAGUUUGGCACAUCUGUGGGGAUGCGCGACUUGGCUGCUCUUCAUGGCUACGUGUUCUCUCACGCCGGGAAGACGUGGCGGAGCCACCAGCACACUGCUCUGACUCUGAGCGCAGCUGGUGUCCACGAUGGUGACUUGGUGGAGUUUGCGGGUGACUUUGAGCCGGUGACAGGCGACGAGCCUCAGCCACUCGACUCCGUUAGCGACGGCGAAGCCGGGAGAAGCCGGGCCAGCACUGCUAACGGCAGCAGAGAUGGCGGGGGCAAGGAUUCCCCGAAGGAGGGCACGCGGCCCGGCUCGAGGGGUGUGGGAACGCCCGGGAGCACGCAAAAAGACGCCAGCGUCAAGGAUUCCCCGAAGGAGGGUGCGAGGGCUGUGAGAACGCCAGAGGGCUCGAGGGGUGUGAGGACGCCCGACGGCACCAAAAAAGAAACAAGCGCAACAAGCGAGAGCAAAAUAACAGGUGACACUGACGUUCCUUCAGCCCCCACUGCACCCUCCGCAGCUCCAAAAGCCCAGAUUCGGGUCACGCUGAUCGAUCACAAGAAGCGACAGCGCGAAUGCGUCGGCAGGGCUUCACUGGAAACCUGCGUCUGGGACUUCGGUGUAUCUGUGGGUAUGGACCAUUUGGCGACAUUGCAUGGAUACCUGUUUACGUAUGCCGGGCAGACUUGGCUCAGCAAUGGGCCCAAUCAGCACCAGUCUCUGACUUUGGCCGCAGCAGGCGUCCAGGAUGGUGAGACGGUGACCUUUGCCGGUGACUUCGAGUCCGUCGUCUAUUUGAAUGUUACCCUGGCAGACAAAGUGAGCCGCCAGAGAUUUGGAAAAGCUUCCGCCCUGACUUCCGUGUGGCUCUUCGGGGAGCUCUUGGGCCUGCGGACACUGGAGGCCCAGAUCCUUCCAGGAUGUGGCUACACCUUCCGGAAAGACGGAGGUCCCACCUGGAGGAGCAAGCAGUAUCCCAACCUCACGCUUGCUGCGACCGCCGUUAAGAGCGGAGACUGGGUUGAGUUUGCGGUCGAGGUCCCACCGGAGCCCAAAGAAGAGUGA
Molecule: messenger RNA, 1146 nt
Organism: Symbiodinium necroappetens
Lineage: Eukaryota; Dinophyceae; Suessiales; Symbiodiniaceae
Source: the annotation of a GenBank genome assembly